AUGGCAACGAUCACAAGGCCCGAUGAGCGUCCAGUCGUAGUCAUCACCGGCUGUUCCUCCGGCAUUGGAAGAGCCCUCGCCAUUCAAUUCGCAAAGUAUCAAGAAUGUACCCACUACCACGUCUUUGCGACUGCUCGUGACGUUGAGACACUCCGUGACUUGCCGCCUCAAAUCGAGAGGGUACAGCUAGAUGUAACGGAUGACGCCUCCACCAAUGAAUGCGUCGAAAGUAUCCUUGCCCAAGUAGGCCGAAUCGACAUUCUUGUGAACAACGCCGGCACAAACACAGCCGUAGGCCCGACAGUCGAGGUAGACUUGGAUCGCUACCGCUCCACAAUGGAAGUCAACUACUUCGGCCUAAUCAGAAUCACAUCGGCCGUCUCACGUCAUAUGAUAUCCCGUCGUUCCGGCCGCAUCAUCAAUAUUGGCAGUACAGUCGGUCUUGUCCCUCUCCCUUAUGCCGCGGCGUAUUGCUCAAGUAAAGCAGCGGUACAUUCUUACAGUGAGGCGCUCAGGAUGGAGCUCGCAGGAUUUGGAGUUCAGGUCAGCAUCGUCUCGCCUGGAGCAAUCAAGAGUAGCUUUGGAGAGAGGGGAGCGCAAGGCAUCGUAUUGGCAAAGGAUAGCAAUUACGCCUCGGUACAGGACAUGGUCAAAUAUCGAGCCAACUACUCUCAAGUCGGAAGGCCAGCCCCGACCCCAGCGGAAGAUUUUGCCUGGGAGAUUAUAUCCAAAGUCGCUCUCCCUGCCUACGCGCCCGUCUACUUUGUCGGUGGCAGUCGUAGUCUGAUGGUAAAGCUUCUCUUCUACCUUCCGGCUUGGAUGCGUAUGUGGUUGAUUGGAAAGAUGUUUCAGCUGAACAGGGUAGGAAGGGCUUAG
Messenger RNA from Microstroma glucosiphilum, 876 nucleotides. Its product is annotated as NAD(P)-binding protein. Lineage: Eukaryota; Fungi; Basidiomycota; Exobasidiomycetes; Microstromatales; Microstromataceae. The transcript has 2 exons. Gene Ontology annotation, biological process: phosphatidic acid biosynthetic process; triglyceride catabolic process. Gene Ontology annotation, cellular component: endoplasmic reticulum; lipid droplet. Gene Ontology annotation, molecular function: acylglycerone-phosphate reductase (NADP+) activity; triacylglycerol lipase activity. The record is from RefSeq and is a predicted model, not a curated record. The coding region runs from base 1 to 876 and encodes 291 amino acids.